Molecule: messenger RNA, 856 nt
Organism: Anopheles funestus (African malaria mosquito)
Lineage: Eukaryota; Metazoa; Arthropoda; Insecta; Diptera; Culicidae
Product: succinate dehydrogenase cytochrome b560 subunit, mitochondrial-like
Exons: 2
Coding region: 136-660 (174 amino acids)
Biological process (GO): mitochondrial electron transport, succinate to ubiquinone; tricarboxylic acid cycle
Cellular component (GO): membrane
Molecular function (GO): electron transfer activity; succinate dehydrogenase activity
Source: RefSeq, a predicted model, not a curated record
UAACAGACGAUUCUGUUUUUCUUGUUUAGGAAAACACACAACACUACUUCUUUUCCUCCGAAGGUAUUGCGUUCCCAGUGACGAGUUUUCUUUCGACUUUUCCUUAAAACAAUCCGACCACACCAGCACGACGUAAUGGCCGCUUCGCUGCUGCUGAGGAACGCUUGCCGCCGUUCGUUGCUGCAGGGUUACGGAAGUAAUGUCACCCUUCCGCUGGUAGCGGCACGUACGAUCGUGCUGAAGCCGGCACAAUCGGACGUCCGUCCUGGAGAGUCGCACGACGACCGGAAUGCACGGCUGAAGCGACCCCAGUCACCACAUCUGACCAUCUACAGCUUCCAGCUGACGAGCAUGCUAUCGAUUACGCACCGUUUCACCGGGUUGGCACUAACCGGAUACAUUACCGCACUUGGGCUCGGUGCGCUGGCAAUGCCACACGACGCCACACACUACCUGACGAUGCUGGAAGGGCUCAGCGCUCCGACACUGAUUGCGCUGAAGUUCACGCUUGCCUAUCCGUUCGCGUACCAUACGGUCAACGGUGUGCGUCAUCUUUUCUGGGAUUUGGGCAAGUUCCUAACCAUCAAGGAGGUGUAUACUACCGGCUACACGAUGCUGGGUGUGUCCGGUGUACUGGCCGGUUUGUUGACAGCGCUGUAGAAAAGGAAUUCACAUCCCCUCUUUUUUGGCGUGCAUGUAAAUUAACACAAAUGUUAAAAUGUAACGGAAAGGUGCAUACUUUCGAAAUACUGCUAAUUUAUUGAAAACCUUGCAUAGUAGUGGAGGCAAAACUGUCGAAACAAUAAACCAAAUUGACCCAGAAAUCAAGUGAUUUUGAACGGUGUCGCUAAAACAA